GUGUGUCACAGUUGUGUUGUUAUUCUGUUGUACAGAAACGUCUUGAAUAUCAUAUUUUGUCUUUUUUCCCGAUUUUGACAAGAAAUAAACAAAUUUCUUCAAAAUGAUGGAAGUCGACAUGGAAUCUAAAGAGGACAAAAGGAAAAUGCCAAAAAUAGCAAAGGUGAAAAAUAAAAUGCCAGCGCCUGUUCAAAUAACAGCGGAACAGCUGCUGAGAGAAGCAAAAGAAAGGGAGCUAGAGCUUGUCCCACCGCCACCAAAACAGAAGAUAUCUGACCCAGAUGAGCUGCAAGCAUAUCGUCUGAGACAGCGAAAGAUGUUUGAGGACAAUAUUAGAAAGAAUAGGGGUAUGAUGACAAACUGGAUCAAAUAUGCUGCAUGGGAGGAAAGUCAGAAAGAAAUACAAAGGGCAAGGUCUGUACAUGAAAGAGCAUUAGAUGUAGAUCAUAGAAAUAUCACAGUUUGGCUGAAAUAUGCUGAGAUGGAAAUGAGAUGCCGUCAAAUAAAUCAUGCCAGAAAUAUAUGGGACAGGGCUGUUACAGUGUUGCCGCGGGCAAACCAGUUCUGGUACAAGUACACAUACAUGGAGGAAAUGUUGGGAAACAUUGCAGGAUGCCGUCAAGUAUUUGAGAGAUGGAUGGAAUGGGAACCAGAAGAACAAGCCUGGCACUCCUAUAUCAACUUUGAACUGAGAUACAAGGAGCUUGACAGAGCCAGAAUGAUUUAUGAACGAUUUGUGAUUGUACAUCCUGAGGUGAAAAACUGGAUAAAAUAUGCCAAGUUUGAGGAGAAGAACAGCUAUAUUAACAGUGCUAGGUCGAUCUAUGAGAGAGCUGUCGAGUAUUUUGGUGAGGACAACAUGGACGAGAAACUUAUCAUAUCAUUUGCUAAAUUUGAAGAAGGCCAAAAAGAGCAUGAGAGAGCUAGAGUUAUAUACAAAUAUGCUCUAGACCAUCUACCAAAAGAGAAAUGUCAGGAAAUAUAUAAGAAUUACACAAUACACGAGAAAAAAUUUGGAUCUCGGGCAGCUAUUGAAGAUGUUAUUGUCAGCAAAAGAAGAUUUCAGUAUGAAGAGGAGGUAAAAACAAAUCCUCUAAACUAUGAUGCUUGGUUUGACUACCUGAGACUGCUGGAAGCAGACGGCAAUGUGGACCAGAUUAGGGAUACAUAUGAACGAGCAAUAGCUAAUAUACCACCAUCACAGGAUAAAAGGUUCUGGAGAAGAUAUAUAUAUUUGUGGAUAAACUACGCGCUGUACGAGGAAUUAGAGACUGAAGAUGAGGAGAGGACGCGGCAGGUUUACAAAGCUUGCCUCGAUAUCAUUCCACAUAAAAAAUUUACUUUCGCCAAAAUAUGGCUUCUCUUUGCUCAGUUUGAAUUACGUCAGAAGAAUCUCCAAAAUGCUAGAAAAGUUAUGGGAGUUGCAAUAGGAAAAUGUCCAAAGAACAAAUUAUUUCGAGGUUAUAUAGAUAUGGAACUACAGCUCAGGGAAUUUGAAAGGUGCCGAGUGUUGUAUGAAAAAUUCUUGGAAUUUGGACCAGAAAAUUGUACAACUUGGAUGAAGUAUGCAGAAUUGGAAAGUAUUCUUGGAGAUGUUGAAAGAACUCGAGCCAUAUAUGAGCUAGCUAUAUCACAGACCAAGCUGGAUAUGCCUGAAGUUCUAUGGAAAGCCUACAUUGACUUUGAGAUCGAGCAAGAAGAAUAUAACAACACUAGAAAUCUUUACAGACGUCUGCUCCAGAGAACCAAACAUGUCAAGGUGUGGAUAAGUUUUGCCCAAUUUGAGAAGACAACAGGUCAUCCUGAGGCAUUAAAGAACACUCGUGGCAUAUAUCAGGAAGCUGUCUCCUCACUCAAAAACUCAGAUGAGAAAGAAGAGCGGUUGAUGAUACUGGAAUCUUGGCAGGCAUUUGAGGCUGAAUGUGGAGAUGAGGAGUCACAGAAGAAGGUUGAGAAGUUGUUACCACAGAAGGUGAAGAAGCGAAGGAAGAUCCAGACAGAUGAUGGGACUGAUGCAGGCUGGGAGGAGUAUUAUGACUACAUAUUUCCUGAUGAAACUACUGCUCAACCUAAUCUCAAACUACUCGCCAUGGCUAAGAAAUGGAAACAGACUCAAGCCGAGAAAGAAGGUUCCGAUAAUGACAAUGAAGACUCCAUGGAAACUGCUUCAGACUGAAACA
Messenger RNA from Ruditapes philippinarum (Manila clam), 2180 nucleotides. RefSeq names its product crooked neck-like protein 1. The record is from RefSeq and is a predicted model, not a curated record. The transcript has 16 exons. Bases 104 to 2176 code for a protein of 690 amino acids. Lineage: Eukaryota; Metazoa; Mollusca; Bivalvia; Venerida; Veneridae. Gene Ontology annotation, molecular function: protein binding. Gene Ontology annotation, cellular component: precatalytic spliceosome; U2-type catalytic step 2 spliceosome; post-mRNA release spliceosomal complex. Gene Ontology annotation, biological process: mRNA splicing, via spliceosome; spliceosomal complex assembly.